AUGGCUCGAGCUCGAUGGAGGAUCGACACGCUGCGAAUGGCAGACAACAACUUUGAUCAGCAUGGCUCGAGUCGAAGGAGGAUUGACACACUCAUUCACUGCAAACGCGUCCUGGUGUCAUCCGCAAGUGUUCAUGCCAUGUCAGCACUUGCCAGCAUGUGUUGGGUAUUUGUGCAUGGUGCUGGUGGUGUUGGACACAUUGUGGUGGUCAUUGGUGUUGGUGGUAUUGGGGUAUGCACCAAUGCUGGCACAAAUGGUGGAGGUACCACAGAGUCAUACCUGGACCCAUACCCAGGACCUGCAUGGGUUACCAGUACCCAUGCUAAUCCCUAG
This is a messenger RNA of Suillus discolor, 333 nucleotides long. RefSeq lists its product as uncharacterized. Bases 1 to 333 code for a protein of 110 amino acids. The transcript is spliced from 3 exons. NCBI's taxonomy places the organism in Eukaryota, Fungi, Basidiomycota, Agaricomycetes, Boletales, Suillaceae. The record is from RefSeq and is a predicted model, not a curated record.